AUGGCCGCAAGCACAGGGUCUCCAGCGCACGCGGAAGGAGGCGUCAUUCCUUCGGCGACUUCGGUCACGCCGGCCCCCGCGGGAGUCCCAACCUUCCGGGGCGACGCCACGCCGUCGCCUCCCGGCGAUGACAUGGACCACAACAGCGUUGUUGUCGGCGACUCAUUCUUGGCGGGAGGGGGUGGGGACGGAGCAGGGGCGGGUUCUGGCGCUAACAGCCCGCCGGGGCCGGGGGCGGGUGGUGGGGGUGUGGGUGGGGGCGCCGAGGGAGAGGGGGAUGGGGACUGGGGGAGCAAGAUGGGGUUGCAGCUGUCGGCACUGUUCGUUCAGAGGGCGCUCAUGGCGUUCCGACGGGAAAGGGCUGCCAUGAGAGUGGUGACCCCCCCAAUCGAGUUCCGGGAGGAGCACCUGGGAGGGGGUCCUACGCUGAGCGCUAGCUUCCACCUUCCUCGCUCGGCUAACAUCCUGCGGGUGAUCAGUGCCAUGGUGUCCGAAGACCAGGUUAUGGAGGUGAAGCAGCCGGUCAUCGACAAGGCUGGGGCUUCGAUUUCUUUCUGCGAAAAGGAUCGCACCGGGAGCCUGUUGAUCCGGCAGGACCCUUCCACGGGACCCCGCGGGGGCAAGGACAGCAUCCACCUCUACCGUGACGGUGGCUUCACAAAGCAAGACCUGGCGGCACUCGUUCAGGGCUACCAGGAGGCGUGGUCCGGCCUCAACGGCAGAGAUGUGUCCUACAGGUUUGUUAUCGCUCCUGGGGAGUCAGCGACGACGGCGCCGCCGGCGACACGAUCUCCGGAGAGCGCCACUAGCGCGUCGGGCGGCCCUUCCUCCGCGGUGCCCGGGAGCAAGGCGGCGGGGGCGGAGAAGCUGCGGCAGCUCGGCGUCGAGGUGUUCGACAAGACCACCGGGGAAACCCCAGGAUGGGAUUCUCUCGCGGGGUACGCGGACGUGAAGCAGGAGAUCGAGGACACUCUCAUCUUGCCGCUCAGACACCCGGAGGUUUACGAUGUCAUCGCUCGAAAGACGCGCACCCAGUUCGAGUGCAACCGGCCCCGUGCCGUGCUGUUCGAGGGACCCCCCGGCACGGGCAAGACAGUCAGCGCCAGGGUCAUCGCUGGCAGAUCCGACCGUCCGAUGGUCCACGUCCCGGUGGAGAACAUCAUGUCCAAGUGGUACGGCGAAUCCGAGAAGAAGCUUAGCGCUAUCUUCGACGCGUGCGACGAGAUGGGGGGAGCGAUCAUCUUCAUCGACGAGGUUGACGCCCUCGCCGGGUCUAGGUCGACCGGGGGCAUGCACGAGGCCACCCGCCGAGUGCUCUCGGUCAUCCUGCAGAAGGUCGAAGGCUUCGAGAAGGGAUCGAAGAACAUUCUCAUCUGCGCCACCAACAGGAAAGACGACCUCGACGCGGCCCUCAUCAGCCGCUUCCAGCUGUCGAUUCAGUUUGGGCUGCCUGACGCUACCACGCGCCGCGAGGUGUUCGGGCUGUACGCCAAGCAGCUCUCCCAGCACGAGCUGCAGACUCUGGCCACAAUCACCGCGGGGAUGUCUGGCCGGGAUAUGAAGGUGUGUGUGUGUGGGGGGAGGGUGCUUUGA
Ectocarpus sp. CCAP 1310/34 is the source of this 1593-nucleotide messenger RNA. Lineage: Eukaryota; Phaeophyceae; Ectocarpales; Ectocarpaceae. The record is from the annotation of a GenBank genome assembly.